This is a messenger RNA of Symbiodinium natans, 1014 nucleotides long. The record is from the annotation of a GenBank genome assembly. Lineage: Eukaryota; Dinophyceae; Suessiales; Symbiodiniaceae.
AUGGCUGUGCUCAGCGUGCUGGAGUCAGAGGGUGGACCGGGGUUCGAUCUGUAUCCGUUCCCCUUCUGGUCAGACGUAAGGUCCUUGGCCGACCAGUUCCGCUUCCACGGAAACUUCAUGUCAGGAACGGUGCUGCUAUGUGGCCAGCUGGAGAGGACGGCGAGCUUCCGUGGGCGCGCAGUGCUGCGAGCUGCCCACGAGAAGGAGGAGACCCACUGCGCCGUGCGCGUGGGCGACAGUGAGCUCGUUCGCCGGUGCAGGAGCUGGAAGAGGCUCCAGUUCUUCCCUGGCAUGCGGGGCUGGGCCACCAGUGCAGGCAAAGCCCCUGCAGCGGUGCCGUCGCAGUCCCCGGCAGAGGAGUGGCUGGAAAACUUUCGCUGCCCCACCGCCGAAGAGGAGGAUGCCUUCUUCAGCCUGCGCCCAAAGGCCUGGCGCGAGCGGUCGGCUGUCGCGGCGGAGAAGUAUGGCGUGCGCUCACAGGGCAGCCGCAAGCAGUCAGGGCUGGGAUGCGAGGAGCCUGCGUCAGAGUGGCGAGUAGACCUGAGGCCCUUGCACAAGUGCGUCUUCGUGGUGAUCAUGGAGCGCUUGCGCCUGCCUCCCGGGUCCUUGGUACUGGACUGGGGCGCAGGCUGUGGGCACAAACUCACCUGGGCUGCGCAGCUCUACGACCUGCGGGGCGUUGGCAUCGACAUCGUGCCGGAGAACAUCCGGUGGGCCCAGGAGCACUCCGUCGGGCAUUUCUGCCAGAUGGAUGGACGCUUCCUCACCUGGAUCCCGGAUGACACCUUCGAUGCCCUCAUCUCCUACGCCGCGCUCAUGCACCUGGAGUCCGACGACCAGUGUGACACCGUGGUGACGCUGGUUGAAAAGGUGCGGAUUGGAGGUCGUCUGUGGUUUGGCUGGAAUGCGCCGAUGAUCCGGAGCAUUGAAGACAUGAACCAGAUGCCGGAGCGAAACCCGGAGUUCUGGCACGACUGCUUCGCGCUAGCCUCCGCUCAGAAGGCCACUGGCUGA